Molecule: messenger RNA, 2207 nt
Organism: Mytilus californianus (California mussel)
Lineage: Eukaryota; Metazoa; Mollusca; Bivalvia; Mytilida; Mytilidae
Product: DNA-(apurinic or apyrimidinic site) endonuclease-like
Exons: 7
Coding region: 36-1046 (336 amino acids)
Biological process (GO): base-excision repair
Cellular component (GO): nucleus
Molecular function (GO): phosphoric diester hydrolase activity; endonuclease activity; DNA-(apurinic or apyrimidinic site) endonuclease activity
Source: RefSeq, a predicted model, not a curated record
UAAAAGUACACAUGGCGGGAAAUUUUCUAUUGUGAAUGUUGUUUGUAAACAGAAAUUUGCUGAUACGGGCAUUUAAUAGAGUCAUCAGUUCAGCGAAUUUAAGUAUCAUGCCACCGAAAAGAAAGAAGGCAGAAACAGAUGGUGAACCAACAACCAAGAAGACAAAGUUAGAUAAGAAAUCCAGCACAGCCAGUACAGACCUCCCUGAUGAUGUAGAUACUUCAUUUCCUACACAGAUUAAUCCUACUGCUAAAACAAAGGAUGGAAGGAAAUUUACCAAGACUAUUGUGUCAUGGAAUGUGAAUGGUGUGAGGGCUUGGUUAAAGAAAGAUGGCAUCGACUAUUUACAGAAGUAUAAACCAGACAUAUUUUGUAUCCAGGAGACUAAAUGUUCACAGGAGAAGCUCCCUGCUACACUCAAUGUGCCAGGGUACCACUCUUAUUUCUCCUCAGGGGACACAGAGGGGUAUGCUGGGACUGCUCUAUACUCCAAAGAAAAACCAAAGAAUGUUACAUUUGGAAUGGGAAUCAAGAAGCUAGAUGAAGAGGGUAGACUAAUUACAGCUGAAUAUGAUACAUUUAACCUAGUUGGAGCUUAUGUACCUAAUUCUGGCAAAGGCCUCGUCAGAUUGAAAUACAGAACUAAAGAAUGGGAUGUAGCAUUUAGAGACUAUAUCAAAGGUCUUGAUGCUAAGAAGCCAGUAAUAUAUUGUGGUGAUUUGAAUGUAGCUCAUCAGGAAACAGAUCUCAAGAAUCCAAAGACAAACAGAAACAAAACACCAGGUUUCCAUGACGACGAGAGGCAAGGAUUUACAGACUUGUUAGCUGAGGGAUUCUUUGACUCUUUCAGAGAAUUGUACCCUAAUGCCAGGGACUGUUGGUCAUUCUGGACCUACAUGAUGAAUGCCAGAGCUAAAAAUGUUGGAUGGAGGUUGGACUACUUUGUGUUGUCAAACAGAUUAAAGAAAGAUUUGUGUGACCAUGCUAUACAGCAGGAUGUGAUGGGGAGUGAUCAUUGUCCUAUUGUUCUACAGAUGGCACUCUAAAGUCAAGUCAAUAGUGGGAGCAGUCAUUUUGUGAAUGAACUUGAAAGUGUUAGAAUGAGAUGUUGUAUAAAUGUAGCACUUGUGAAUUCAAUGAAAAUAGUUUAAAUAAUUGCUAUGCUAAAAUUUAUCAUAAACAUUUGUAGGGCCUAAGUUUUUUAUUGUCUUGAAUUAACUCUCCAAGUAUCAAUCCAUCUGCAGAAACAUUAUCAUAAUUUUAAUUCUGUUUUUAGUUUAAUUUUAUAUUGUAUUGUAAUUUAAAGUAACUUUUUUCCACAAAACAAAACUUAUAUAGAUAGGAAAUAAAGGAAUAGUUCUACUUACCUGACCCAGAAAAAAGUCUGUCUGCCUGAUUAACAAGAUAAUUUUAUUUUGACAUUACAAAAUACUUUUAUUGUUCACAUUUUCGCACUCAAAAACAGAGUCAAGGUAGUUUUUGAUGAAGUUGAAGUCAAAUCAACUUGAAACUUAGUACACAUGUUCCCUAUGAUAUGAUCUUUCUAAUUUUAAUGCCAGAUUAGAGUUUUGACCCCAAUUUCACAGUCCACUGAACAUAGAAAUUGAUAGUGCGAGUGGGGCAUCCGUGUACUAUGGACACAUUCUUGUUUUAUAAAUCUUUCAAAUUUAUUUUUAUUCUGCAAUGGAUGAGUAUUUUUAAGAUUUAUAUUAUGUUUUUAUUGAAAUUUGUUUUUACACAAUGAUAAUGUUUUCUCAUUAAACUUGCAUGGUUCAUUAUUAUUAAAUGUAGACUUACAUAAUCCUAUUGUUGAAGGUUAUAUACUUAUGGUCUAUACUCUACAAUGGUGCCAAACAAUGCAAUAUGUUUGGAAUUUAAUCUGUGAUUAAGAAGACACUUAUGAUUUAUUUGAUUGACAAGACACCUAUGAUUUAUUUGAUUAACAAGACACCUAUGCUUUAUUUGACUCCUUUCAACAGAGGACAUUAUUUGAAGAAAUAAAAUUAUGUAUAUGUAUGAUGAAAAGCUUUAGAAAAUGUGAGAAGAUUUUUCUAUAAUAUUGGAUCAUAAAUAUGCCCGACAAAGGUCUUUACACCUAAUUAUUUUUACACUUAAUUGUUAUCAUCAGAGAAGUUUAAAAUUCAUUGUGAAUCUGAAUGUAAUGUACAAUCAUUUUGUAGAUUUUUUCAUUAAAUUCAUCAUCUGUU